UGAGAAAGAGAGACAGAGAGGAAGUGAUGGUGUGAUAAUCAGAGGGGUACCUGUCUAUCUGUCUGUCAGUCCCAUGUCCUUCUUGUCAUUUUCAGUCAGAGCUUCUUCAGAGAACACAGGAGACUCUUUGGAGCAAAAAGCCAUGAUGUCUGAUUCCAGGGCGUCGUCUGUCAUCCAGGAAUGGGUCAGCUCGUACUCAGGCCCGGCCCACACAUGCUCCCAAAGCUCCGUCACCCCCAGCCAAGCUGUGCCGACCAGCCAGAUGUCCCAAAUGGAAAUGAUGUCCUACAACCAGUCUCAAGGGAUGUUGAGGGUUGAUGACAGAAUGGCUGAGCAGAUGAUGGGACUGCCCUAUCUGUCCUAUGGAACCACCUGCAUCGGCAACACGCCGCAUUUAGGGAGCUCCAACCAACACCAGAACCAGAGCAACUCUCAGCAGGACUUCCCCUCCUGUCUAAUGCCGUCUCUGCGGCCCCCAGUGACCAAAAGGAGCAUCAGCAAGGACAGCGUGGAGUACCGGCUGAGACGGGAGAGGAACAACAUCGCCGUGAGGAAGAGUCGGGACAAAGCCCGCAGGAGGAUCCUGCUGACCCAGCAGAGAGCCCUGCAGCUGCAGGAGGAAAACCAAAAGCUGCAGAUGAGGAUAGGGCAGCUCACACAGGAGCUGGACACUCUGAAGCACAUCCUGUCACAGCGCCACCUGCAGGGCAGUGAACAGGCAGCAACAGGGGAGUCCAGCAUCUGAAAUUUUACACAUAUUUUGUUUUUUUACAUCAUUGAUUGGCCUUAGAUUUAAUUUCUUUAACACUUUAAGCAUGCUGUAAUUUUGCACAGACAGUUUUUUAUAUUGGUUUAACCCGUCAAUUUACAAUUCAGCAACUGCUGGUCUGAGAAGGAAACAUUUUUAGUUAACUUCCAAAUAAUAAUAAAUGCAUUCUUUGUUGUAAAAUUAUGUUUGCUCUAGCUGACUUUACAGCUUCUUAUUACAAAUUUGUAGUCAAUGCAGUUCUGGUCAAGUGUUUACAGCAUUAGGAAGAAAACAAAAUUAGUCUUCUCAUUUUAGGUCAUUCCAAAAAAUAAGAAACGUCUUACAUUUUAUGGGUUUAACCUAACAUUAAAACCCACCUAUGCUUCAUUUCAGUUAUUUAUUGACAACUGCCUGAAGGAAACAGCCUCUCCAGACCUUUAUUAUCAGCACACUGGGCCUCAAAGAACAAAAGAUGAAUAUCUUUAGACUGAAUUUCACAGAAAAUGCUCCAUUGAUGCAGUCUUUAUCCUCUCUCAAAGACAAACAUGUGCUAAGUUCUCUUAUUGACAUACACAAAUGCAGAUGUUGCAUCAUUUCAUGUGAGUAAAGUAACCUUUUUUUAAAUAAAACAAGAACCUAUUUUUGUUUUGCA
Oryzias latipes (Japanese medaka) is the source of this 1400-nucleotide messenger RNA. RefSeq names its product CCAAT/enhancer binding protein (C/EBP) 1 (gene cebp1). The record is from RefSeq and is a predicted model, not a curated record. Gene Ontology annotation, molecular function: DNA-binding transcription factor activity, RNA polymerase II-specific; RNA polymerase II cis-regulatory region sequence-specific DNA binding. Gene Ontology annotation, biological process: regulation of transcription by RNA polymerase II; myeloid cell differentiation; DNA-templated transcription. Lineage: Eukaryota; Metazoa; Chordata; Actinopteri; Beloniformes; Adrianichthyidae.